Messenger RNA from Linum trigynum, 3362 nucleotides. Lineage: Eukaryota; Viridiplantae; Streptophyta; Magnoliopsida; Malpighiales; Linaceae. The record is from the annotation of a GenBank genome assembly.
CCCUUGGCCAUCAAACUAUGGGGGAGGGGUGGUCCUUAAACCAGCAGUCCAAUCCUCAUUCAAGGGUCCCCAGUCUGACCCAGAUGAAAUCAUGUAUUAAGUGAAGCAUAUCUAUGCCAUGGAUUUUUUACUGUCCUCACAACUGAUCUGGACCAGCAGGGGCAGUAAUUAAUUGCGAAAGGGUGAGAAGGAAAGAGGAGGGAGGGAUCGAUCGAGAGCAAGGUUGUCAACCUGCGGGUUGACCUGAACCCGGUCGAGCUAGUGGGUCAAGGGUUAACAGGUCACCCAUUUUAGCCCUUCCAGCUCGGAAAUAUGAAAUGAGUCAUUAUAUUGUACUUAUCCUGAUAAAUUAUAUCAAAUGUCAUCUAACAUAUGAGUAAUACCAUAUAACAUUACACCAAAGUAACAUACCGUACUUAAAUCCAACAUUGAGCGAAAAUUCACACACACUUAUAUGACAUCAAUAUUCAAAUGUUCGACUAAGGAUUCCAAAGAUUGAGUUAGGCGAAAAGAAAAAUCGGAAAAUAUGCGCAUUUCACAAACCAAAGAAAAAAAUGACACAAUUUGACCUUCAACCCGAUACCUUGUAGCGGUCGACCCGGCGGAUGCGUGCGACCCGUUUUUCUUAUCGAGUCAGAGUCAAAAUGGGUCAACCCGGGAAUCGACCCGCGGGUUGACAACCUUGAUCGAGGUCAAUCAUUUGUAGUAAAAAAUUGCAUGCAGUAAGCAAAUUUUUACUGCAGAGCAGAGUACUAUGUUUUUGCUUGUUUGGGUUACUGAUAAGAGUGAUAGUAUUGGUUUGAACAUUUGGCCACGUGGGCUUGAAUGAGUUUUGUUGUACACUUCAUUUCCCAAGGUGUAACAGAUGGAAAUAAUGUGAUGAUAGUAAAGUAGUAGUAGUUCAAAAACUAGUAAAUGAGACUGAACCAAGACACUGACCAACCUUCCCCUGCAUUCAAUUCCGACUUGUUAGGUCGAGUGGGGGGUGUCAACCCAUGAGUCGGCCCAAAUUGUUGCCGGUGGUGAUAGUUAUAUCGCUCAAUUAAUUUGAAAACUCGGCCAUCCUCGUUUGAAAUAUGAACUUCGUGUUGUAUUUGUGUUUUUUAAUAAUGUUCAAUCGAUAGUGAUUAUCACCACAAAACUAAGAUCAUAGAGUUUUGACACAUAUGUACAUUUUGUUAAACGAAAGUUCUGUUUCGAUGGUACGAAGUCAAAUUAUAGAGAGGAAUCGAUUAUGCACCAUCUCAAGACAUUAUCACUCCCUUAUUUUUUAACUUCUCACUUCAUUCAAAACUCGAAAGACAUAACCUGACUUAGAUAUUUUCUGAAGGCUCCAAAUAAUCAACUAAAGGCAGAUUCACCUUACAACAUAUUUAACAAAGAAACCUACAAAAACCCACUUUCAUUUACAGUCAACACCGGUCUAUUUCAAUAACUCGAAGAUGGCUUUGAGUUUGCUUAACUACCACUUCGCAAACUAUGCAAAUACAGAGUUUGCUUGAGGCAGUGGUAAGCCACAAUUCCCUUUCAAGCUUUUCACAAAACCAACAACAUAGAAAAGUAACAUAAAGAAAGCUUGGAAAGGAAAGAGAUAGAUACAUAUGGGGAAUGGACAGUUUCAAACUUGUAAACCACUAUUCCAAUAUUAACAUAUCAUGUUGUGAGAGAGAGAGAGAGCCCCAAGAACCAAUAAUAACCCAAGGUGAAAAAAAAGAGAGAACUUUCUUCCUUUUCUACUAUGUGAAAACAUAAUAAUGUGAACAACAGUAAAUAAGUAAAAUGUUUGAAAAGAGAUUGAGCCGUCCAGCCAAUAUCACCCCCACCACCCACCCUUCAAAUUCUCACCUCCUCCUUCCCCCCAAAAUCCAUUAUCACCAAAAGCUCAAGCAACCACAACAAGGAGAAGAAGAAGGAGAAGCUUCUUCUCAACUCGAAAUCCUCCGUAGCCAUGUUCUUUGGAUAACUUCCUCUUCCUCUUCAUCACCAUAUCGCCCAUUCGGUCGAAGAGGAAUCACCACGAUCAGGAGGAGCUACAAAGAUGCAAACAAAAAAGUCAGAAAUUCUCGAAAUCCAAAUUAUUCUCGAAAGCUUUCGUUAGUGCAUAUAAGAGACAUUCGAGAAGGAGAAGAAGAAGAAGAGGGAAAGGGAAAGGGAAAGGGAAAGGGAGGGAAGAAGCAUAUGAGAUAGUCACGAAGACUCGAACCCAACUCAUCGUGUAGAGGUUUUUGGUGAUGCAAAGAGACACAUGUGAGAUCAAGAGAGGGAGAAAUAAUGGUGUGAAUGAAUGAUUGUGAGUGUCUACAUGAUUUUUUUCUCCUUUCCUUCUUCUUGCUUUUGUUGAUGGGUUUCCUUCUUCUCUUUUGUCACAUAGCCAAAAUGGAAAGUGAGUGAGGGGGGAAAAUUGAGAGUAGGGGAGAAGAGACCAAAGGAGGGAAAGAGAGGAUUGGUGAAGCAAAGCAAUAAAUAAGGAAAGGCAAGAGUGGUGAAAGGAAAACAAAAGCAAGUAGCUAGAGAGAAGAAGAAGGUACAUUUGAUUUAUGUUAAAUGGGAUUGUGACAGAUUUCCAAAGUUGGGCCUCUAUCUUAUCUCAUUUACACAUAUGUUUACUAUUAUUUGGUCAUGUUUAUCAGCUUGCUGAAUUAUUAUUAACUUGAGUUGCUCAAAACAUAAUCAAGCCAAGCCAAAAGGAAAUUUGAUCUGGAUUUUUGUCAUGACGAGAAACAUCCUCCGGGUCACCACCUUGGUGAUGUCGUAGUCGGGUCGAACCCUGGGUCUGGAUUUUUAAACAUAUUUACCUUAUAAACAAACUUACUAUGGUUUUUCUGAACUUUAUAAUAACACUCUUUCAAUUGUAGCAGAAGGCCCUGAUUAGCUAGAUUUGCACAAGCAACCUCUCUGUCCGGUGCCCACAUUUCCAUUUUCUCCCUCUGGCUCCCCUAACCUUUUUGGCCCACCAAAUCCUCACUAUGCCCUCAUGCUUCUUUCUUCCCCUCUUUACUCCAAACCCUAAUUCUAGCAAGAAAGAAGUGGUCCUUGUGAACCCCCCACUAUACCGGUCGUAUUCAUUCAACCACGUAUUGAAAUCGAAUUGAUGUAGUUCGACAACUAUUCUAUUAUUAAACUCGUACGAUAUAAUUCGUAUGAAUUCAGUCGGUCGCGUAUCGGAAAUCAAACCCUUAUCCUUUUGUUCAAACCAAAUGUGUUUCCAGCCUGGAACAAAUGUCUUACAAAUUAUUAUUAUUUCUUAAUUUUAAUUGAUCCUGACUCAUCUCUUGUCCCAAGGAAACAAGGUCUUGUACUAGAGUCAAAGCCUAAAGCUUUUCUCGAGACAGCCACCAAAAAGAUAAAAAAGAACAUGCAAA